AUGUUGCUUCACACUCACACCCCGUCCUCUCUCGCCCUCUCGCACGCCUUCCCUGCCCGCAAGUCCAACCGUUCCUCGUCCCAGUCCCAUACGCUGCGCCUUGCGACAGAUUCCCCGCUCCCCCUCACCACACCCGCCCAUAGCGGCGUCGUUUCCGCGUCUGCAUCCGCCAAGCCGUCCGCGCGCGCUACAGCCGCCCCGUCCACCGCCGACGGCGCCGGCGGCGGGAGGGAUUUCUUUGAGUCGGACGUAGUGCGCUACGGCGACCGCUACAACCGCCCGGACCGCUUCCCCCGCCUGCGACGCGCGGACGCGAAGCAGCGACAGGUGGACGUCAGGGAUUGGCUGCAGCGGCUGCGCGCAAGCGCCCGCGACGUCUUUAUAUGGGACGAAAAGUGGGAUAGUAGCGAAGGUGCUUCACAAGUAGAGAACCAUGAUAGAGAUACUAACGAGGGCGCCGCGGAGCGGGAAGAUGCGGGCGCGGCGGCAGCGGCGUUCCGGCUGCUGGUGGCGCAGGGGCGGCUGGACGAGGCGUUUCACGCGGCGCGGGAAGCCAUGAGGAAGGGACGCGCCGCGUUCGCGUUUGAUCCUGUGGCGCUGCUGGAACCCGUCAGCAGCAGCGGGGCAGCAGCAGCGGACCAUGGGGCGUUCAUGCUGGCAGCAGUGGAAGGCGGCAACGUGGAGCUCGCCUUUGAAUACGCCGGCCUGCUGCCGCCCAACCCAUCACCCCCUUCCUCCUCCCCCUCUUCUUCCUCCUCCUCCCCCGCGGUGCCCCUGCCCCGGGCGGCCAUGGCGAUAUACAAUGUGGUGCUGGCGGCGUAUGCAGUGGCGGGGGACAGCAGCGCCAUGCACCUCGCUGUCAACACUGCCCGGCGCCGCGGGUUCGCUCCUGAUGGACUCACGUCCGCGCUGCUGCUCGCUGCUGCUCUGCUGCAUGGGGGCGACGUGAGUGGGGUGAGUGGGGUGUGA
This is a messenger RNA of Closterium sp. Yama58-4, 969 nucleotides long. NCBI's taxonomy places the organism in Eukaryota, Viridiplantae, Streptophyta, Zygnematophyceae, Desmidiales, Closteriaceae. The record is from the annotation of a GenBank genome assembly.